AGUGUCCGAAAAUAAAAUCGUUGGAAAUUUUCAAGCGUCUGAGAUAUUAACAGAACAAUGUAAAACUUCGAAGUAGUUCCAAAGUGCUAAGUUUCCUUUAUGCCGGGAUUUAUGGAGUGGACUCUAGUUGAGACACGACUUGACAUACGUAGCGGCUUGAUAGAAUUUGUGUUAUUUUCUUGUCGGUUUAUCUGUAAAACCUUGACAGUGCAGUAAAACUAACAUCUUUUGAUGUUUUUUCAGUCUAAUUCGUGUUUUGUAUCCGUAAAUUUGCGGUAGCUAAGUGUCCUAAAUUUUUGUCUGAAAUUUGUCCGAAAUGAGAUAAAAAGUGUCCGAAAAUAAAACGUCCAACAUUUUGUGCAAGUAAUGUAGGUCAUACAUUUAUCGUGAGGUUCCCAAGCUUUGUGACCUGCAAAUUUCCAUUUUCUGUGGCCUGCUGACCCAGAUGUUAGGUUAUUGAAGCCACUGACCAGUAUUCUUCAUCGUUUUAGUUAUCUUGGAGAUGGAAGGUUUCAUCUGGAAGCUGUAAUGAUUGCUAACCCGUCUAUACCAGCGUACAGGUACGAUCCAUACAGUAAAGUAUUUUCCAGAGAAUAUUACGAUAUUGAAGCCAUGUUUAAAGCUAGAAAAGAAGCCAUAAGUACCGCAUCAAAGGCCAGGAAAUUUGGACUUAUUCUCAGCACAUUAGGGAGACAAGGGAGUCCAAAGGUGUUAGAGAAUUUGGAACAGAGGUUUAUCAAGGCAGGACUUGAGUAUGUGAUUGUGUUGAUGUCUGAAAUUUUCCCGGAUAAACUUCGUUUGUUUGAAGAUGUUGAUGCAUGGGUACAGGUGGCAUGUCCACGACUGUCCAUCGAUUGGGGUUACGCUUUUCCUAAACCUCUCCUGUCACCUUACGAGGCGUCAGUUGUACUUGAA
This is a messenger RNA of Orbicella faveolata, 915 nucleotides long. RefSeq names its product 2-(3-amino-3-carboxypropyl)histidine synthase subunit 1-like. Gene Ontology annotation, biological process: protein histidyl modification to diphthamide. Gene Ontology annotation, molecular function: 2-(3-amino-3-carboxypropyl)histidine synthase activity. The record is from RefSeq and is a predicted model, not a curated record. Lineage: Eukaryota; Metazoa; Cnidaria; Anthozoa; Scleractinia; Merulinidae.